Messenger RNA from Sardina pilchardus (European sardine), 3616 nucleotides. RefSeq names its product vasodilator stimulated phosphoprotein b (gene vaspb). Gene Ontology annotation, cellular component: cytoskeleton. The record is from RefSeq and is a predicted model, not a curated record. Gene Ontology annotation, biological process: axon guidance; protein homotetramerization; actin cytoskeleton organization. NCBI's taxonomy places the organism in Eukaryota, Metazoa, Chordata, Actinopteri, Clupeiformes, Clupeidae. The transcript is spliced from 14 exons. Gene Ontology annotation, molecular function: profilin binding; SH3 domain binding; actin binding. The coding region runs from base 492 to 1760 and encodes 422 amino acids.
GAGCUGGUAGGAAUGAAAGCUUACUUCGAGUUGGAGGAGCAGGUUAGGCUACAGUCGCGACUCGCGAACGAAAAUUAGACCGGCGGCCGACGGCAGUACCGUUUUGUAAUUUCUCGGGAAUCAGCUGUUUAACAAUGUUAAUGUGAUGAAACAAGAUGAAGUAGUCUAGCCGAGACAUUGUGUGGGCUUCUCUCUCGUUUGGGUGUUUAGAAAGGAGAGAGAUGAGUCUGGGAUACUGAUUGGAGUUGACAAGCCCGCUCCACUACUAGAUCCACUCUUCUUCCACUCCCCCCCACCUCUUUCCCAAACCAGGAAAUCGCCGAGGUGUGCUUCGCUCCCUCUCCCUUGAUAAUAAUUACCCCUUAGUGGGUAGAUAGAUGUGUAUCUCCUCGAUAUCGUCGUUUUUAUUUUCUUUUUUUGCUUUGUAACUCCGUGCUCACAUCUGAAGCCAAAACCCCAGCGGCCAAGAGGAUCUCCAUUCUCGCCUAACAAUGAGUGAGUCGAGCAUCUGUCAGGCGAGGGCCACGGUGAUGAUCUAUGACGAUGCCAAUAAGAAGUGGAUCCCGGCCGGCACGGGGGCCCAGGUCUUCAGCCGGGUCCAGAUCUACCACAACCCCACCACCAACGCCUUCAGAGUGGUGGGCCGCAAGAUGCAGACAGACCAGCAGGUGGUGAUAAACUGUCCGAUUGUGAAGGGGCUGAAAUACAAUCAGGCUACGCCUAACUUCCACCAGUGGCGAGACAACAGGCAGGUGUGGGGGCUCAACUUUGGCAGCAAGGAGGACGCUGCCCUCUUCGCAAAUGGCAUGCUGCACGCACUAGAAGUGCUCAAUGCAAUGUCAGAUGCAGGUUACUCUACACUCCCCCGUCCAGUGUCAAAUGGACCAUCCCCAGAGGAGAUUGAACAGCAGCGAAGGUUGGAACAACAGAGGCUUGAGCAGCAGGAAAGAGAGCGGCAAGAGAGGGAGAGGCAGGAACGAGAGCGACAAGCAGCGGCAGGUACACCACAGGAUACUGUUCCCCCCGCUCCUCCAAUGGCUCCUGGAGGCCCGCCUGCACCUCCUGCUCCUCCGCCCCCUCCAGGGCCUCCUCCUCCAGCCGGGCCACCACCUCCCCCGGGACCCCCUCCGUCAGGGGGAGGGGGACCCCCGCCAGCCCCACCACUGCCAUCCUCAGGAGGUGGGGGAGGAGGCGGCGGCGGUGGCGGCGGAGGCGGUCUUGGAGGAGGAGGAGGCCUGGCAGCCGCCCUGGCUGGAGCCAAACUCCGCAAAGUGCCCAAGGAUGAUGGUGGUGGUGGUGGUGGUGGUGGUGGUGCCGCAGCCAAGCCUGAUGCCAGCCGUAGCAGUGCCUCCCAGCCAUCCGGGGGUGGCCUGAUGGGGGAGAUGAGUGCCAUAUUGGCAAGAAGGCGAAAAGCAGCAGACAAGGGAGAAAAGGCACCCGCAAAGCAAGAUGAGCCCAAUAAUGAUGACUCUGAAUCGCAAGGCCAGAGUGAACCUGUGAGAAGGCCUUGGGAGAAAUCUGCCACUAUGCCCAGGAAUAGCUCCACACCCAGUUGGAAUGCGGACACUGCCUCCUCGACUGCCAGUGUGCCCAGAAUGAAGGCAACAAACAACACAAAUGAAUCAGAGGGUGGUGAAGAGUCUGACAUGGAAAAACUUAAACAGGAGUUACUGGAAGAGGUGAGAAAGGAGCUGCAGAAAGUAAAGGAAGAGAUCAUUGGCGCAUUCAUUCAGGAGUUACAGAAGAGAGGGUCCACAUAGUCUGAUUGCACAGUCACUCUUGUCUGAAUGAAUAGGGGAGGACACUUCUCCCUCCUGUGUAGUCCAGGGAUUAUUUCUAUCUCUUACUUACACAUCUUCCAAGUCAUACAGGCUUACAGACCACACUCAAACACCUGCAUAAGUAUGUACAUACAUACACAUAUACAUAUUCAUAUACAUACACACACCUGUACACACACACACACGCACACACAUAUAAAUAUGUUCAAUACCCAGGGAACUUGCCCACAAUAACGACAACUUAACCCAGGAAUAGGUAAUAAAAUACCCAACUGAUAUGCUACCACCACUCGAGUGUCAACUUCUCCAUCAUUCUCCACACAAACCCAUUUGUUUUUGUUCUCCUUCACACUGCUCAACCUGUGCACCAAUUGUAAAGAACCACUGCUCCAACCCCACAGGGCUAAAUCCUCAAACUCUUUCUCGUUCCAUAGUGUCAUGUCCUUCCUCUCAUACAGACCCAGGCCCUUCUCAAUUGUAGUAUAUUUACCCCUGCCCCGCCCCGCCCCGCCCCUGCCCCGCCCUCUUCCAUUCCAUAAUGUCCCUCCACCACUUCCGACCAGGUCUCCCGAGAGACCGAGGCGUUCAGGGAAUCGCGCAUAUCAGUUCAUCCCAGUUACUGUAAUCACUCACGUGCUGGCAUGUACAUCUGUCCGAAGCUUCUCUGUCCCCAGGCGGCAGCGACCUCAGCACUCUGCCCUCUGAGAGACGUCUCACAGUCGGUCAGUCAGUCGGUGGGUCGGUCAUAUCCUGACAGUACAGCACAGCGGGCGCCUCUGAUACGAGGGCUCUUUCUCUCAGGUUGACCCCCCACAUCAAUGUGAUGGUGUUCCCAGCACUGUGCAAAAGGACACCAGGAGCUCUCACCUUCUUUCAUCUGGGCAGGCAGUGGUGCGCUCUCUCUCUCUCUCUCUCUCUCUCUCUCUCUCUCUCUCUCUCUCUCUCUCUCUCUCUCUCUCUCUCUCUCUCUCUCUCUCUCUCUCUCUCUCUCUCUCUCUCUCUCUCUCUCUCUCUCUCUCUCUCUCUCUCUCUCUCUCUCUCUUGGUGUCCCUCACGCCAUGUCCGACGGAGGGGUGCUGCGGAGCGCACCGGCUGAGGGCCAGGAGAGACAGCAUUGAGAAAAGGGAAUGGUGACUGACAGCUCUGGUUUGGAGCUUGUACAGUGACCACCCAGCCCACUUUAAUGCGCAAACACACCGACACACACACACACACACACACACACACACACACACUUACUUACGCACCUUUCCUGCAUGGCUUGCCAGCAGAAAGGCAGGACAUUGGUGAGAGUAUACCUGUACACGUGUCUGCUCUGUGAGCGCCAUUGCAUUGUCACCUCACCCCUCCGCAACAUAAACACACACCUUUACCCCUAUUCACUCAUUACACCUGUCCCUAACUGUCCUUCACAUAGUUCCAUACAUCAUUUGAGGUAUGUUUUCUUGACUAUACAUUAAGAUAUGAAUACCACAUUGGCCAUGAACCUGUCUGUCUUGUGGCCAUGACAAACUGCCUUGGAAAUACAUAUAAAUAAAUAUAUAUAUAUGAGGUAUAUAUAUAUUUUUGUUUUGAGGGAAAUUGUUAGAUGAUGAAUUGAGAUAAUGUUUCUAUUUUAAUUGAACUGAUUGGUGAAUGGGGAUAUUUUUGGAUGAUUUUUUUUCUGUUUGUUUAAUUUUCUUUUAAGAGAUUGUUAUUUUGGGUUUCCUGUUACCUUUUGUUUCUUUUUUUUUCAAUAGAGUAUAGGCUUUUUACACUGAAAUAUAAAGGAAAUGGCGUAGAGACACUGGAUUAGAAUUGCCUUUAUAGUCAAAUACAGCUGCUUCUUUACUGCA